Molecule: messenger RNA, 1420 nt
Organism: Bipolaris maydis ATCC 48331
Lineage: Eukaryota; Fungi; Ascomycota; Dothideomycetes; Pleosporales; Pleosporaceae
Product: inositol polyphosphate kinase-domain-containing protein
Biological process (GO): phosphatidylinositol phosphate biosynthetic process; inositol phosphate biosynthetic process
Cellular component (GO): nucleus; cytoplasm
Molecular function (GO): inositol-1,4,5,6-tetrakisphosphate 3-kinase activity; inositol hexakisphosphate kinase activity; inositol-1,4,5-trisphosphate 3-kinase activity
Source: RefSeq, a predicted model, not a curated record
AACCCGCCGAGCCUAAUACCUUGAGACCAAGAACUCUGCACCUACCCAGCACCAUGGCGACCAAGAAAUAUGACGCGUCCAAGCUAAAGGCGUACGACAGUGCCGCUGCGGGCCACGAAGGCGUACUCAGCGACGAAUCCGGUGCUGUGGUCGUAAAGCCGUGUACCCUUGCCGAGAUUACCUUCUAUGAAUCCCUCUCCGACCAUCCCGAUCUUGCGCGCCAUUUGCCCACCUUUAUGGGCCAGCUCUCCCUGUCCACCGACCAGACUGCCGCCGUAGAAAGUGUCGAAAGCGGCACCGUAAAGACUGCCGAUGGGUCCAUCGAGCGCCUGCAUGGCAAGCAUCUCGACACAGAUCUACACAUUGUGCUAGAGAACAUUACGCAUGGAUUCAAGAAGCCAAAUGUCUUGGACCUGAAGCUCGGCGCAAGGUUGUGGGAUGACAACUCGAAGCAAGAGAAGCGAGAUCGCCUCGAUGCUGUUAGCAAGGAAACUACAAGCGGUAGUCUUGGCUUCAGGAUAGCGGGUAUGCGCACCUACAAAGGCGCCGACGUCCCAGACGUUCCCGACGACUUGAAGGAGUAUGUCGAAGCUGACAAGGAGAAUGGAUACUGGGUGUACAACAAGAUGUAUGGGCGCAAGUUUAAUGCCGAGAGUGUGGACGAGGGCUUCGUAUCGUUCAUCUACCCUGGCGCCAAGUCGGAAGCAGAACUCGAUCGCGCGAGAGAAGUGCUGGCGUACUUCCUCGGCGAGGUCAAGGAUAUUCAAGAAGUAUUUGAAAGCAAAGAGAGCAGGAUGUACAGCGCAAGUAUACUGCUCGUAUACGAGGGUGAUGUGGAAGAGUACGGCAACACGAAGCAGAAGUUACGCUCAGCGCACCCAGAAGACGAAGACGAGGAGGAAGAGAAUCUGCCCAAGCUUGCAGAAGUCAAGAUGAUUGACUUUGCGCAUGCCUCAUGGACACCUGGCCAAGGACCCGAUGAGAAUGCGCUGCAGGGCAUGAGGAGCACAGCAAAGAUAUUGAAGAGCUUACUGGACAAGGCACAUGACUAGGGUUUUAAUAGAUCUGUUGUUGACUACUAUAGAUUGUAGAUAGUGUGUAGCCAAGACCAAAGCUCAUAGAAUACUAGCCAUUAUGGUGAGCAUAUGUCUGUGAUCUUUGGUACCCUCGGAGACUGCGGUAAUUUGAAGCAAAUGUAACACGGCAGCUAUGUACACAAGGCUAUGAUUCAACAACAUUCCUGCCAAGGAACACCUCAUAGACUAGUUUUCCAUGCUCAGCACUAGACGAUCACCACGAUACCAUAUCGUAAUCAGUCCCACUUCUCACGCAACUAAACUUCCCAAACCGUACCGUGAUCCCCAGCCCCAAAUCCGCACGUUCUCCAUAGCCGCGUGCUAAGAGGCCAAGCCAAUACCUC